Molecule: messenger RNA, 1249 nt
Organism: Delphinapterus leucas (beluga whale)
Lineage: Eukaryota; Metazoa; Chordata; Mammalia; Artiodactyla; Monodontidae
Gene: UBE2V2
Product: ubiquitin conjugating enzyme E2 V2
Source: RefSeq, a predicted model, not a curated record
GGCGGGCGGCGGCGCUCCCGGAGGUAGCGCGGACGUCGCGUGCGUCCGGGCGGUGCGUCGGGCUGCAGGAGAAGAUGGCGGUCUCCACAGGCGUUAAAGUUCCUCGUAAUUUUCGCUUGUUGGAAGAACUUGAAGAAGGACAAAAAGGAGUAGGCGAUGGUACGGUUAGCUGGGGCCUGGAAGAUGAUGAAGAUAUGACACUUACAAGGUGGACAGGCAUGAUUAUUGGGCCACCAAGGACAAAUUAUGAAAACAGAAUAUAUAGCCUGAAAGUAGAAUGUGGACCUAAAUACCCAGAAGCACCUCCGUCAGUUAGAUUUGUAACCAAAAUUAAUAUGAAUGGAGUAAAUAAUUCCAGUGGAAUGGUGGAUGCACGGAGCAUACCAGUGUUAGCAAAAUGGCAAAACUCAUACAGCAUUAAAGUUGUACUUCAAGAGCUAAGACGUCUAAUGAUGUCCAAAGAAAAUAUGAAGCUUCCACAGCCACCAGAAGGACAAACAUACAACAAUUAAUUUUAGUGGAUUUAAAACUUGUCUUAAAUCAACAACCUUCUAUUCAUGUUAAUGUCUUGAUUAAAUAUCACAAUGCAAAAUACCCACACAUUAAGUAAGAUAAUUCCAGCUGGUAAACAUGACCUGGACAUCUGUAAGAGUAUAUUUAAUAUAUGUACACCCAUUAUGUUUUCAGGUAACAGGAGGAAAAUUCAGCACAGUUUUUUUUCUUGUUAAGGCACCGUCAUUUAAGCAUGAACCUGGAGUACUCAGAGUGGAACUCAGGUUUCCAGGUGGAAGAACAGCGAGAAGUGUCAGAUGGCUGUGCAAGCAGAUGUGUUUCUGAAGAGAAAGCCCAAGAAGGAAAACCCAGAAUGGCGUGCUCUCGCUUAGUGAAAGAGCUUCCGUUGAAAUGGUCUAAAGUGGCAGGUACAAUGAAUAUUGUCACAAAACGUGUUCAUUUUCGAAGCGGUAUAGGUGCUGACUACUAGUAGUAUCAAAAAUACGUUCAGGAUUGUUUUGAUACCUGUAUUUAUAAUAAAAUUGUUGUGGGGAGGUGGACGGAUUUCCGUUACAAGCUGUUCCUGGGUGUUCCAUGUACCAGACGCGGUGAAGAGUUGUUUACAGUCUUUGUUGGACAAACCAUGCAUUUACAUUUAAAUGAAAUCAACAAAAAGGAAAUAGAUAUAUGGAUAUGUGAUUUUGAGAUUAACGUUAGUCUUAAAUUGUAAAUAAAAUGUGGAAUGUGUCCUCAGAAA